AUGCAAAUGCAAGGCAAAAUCGGAGACGUUGAACACGAAGAUUUCGAGUUUAAGUUGUUGCCAAACGAAGAAUUAACUUCGAAACACAUCAAUCCACAAAACUGGACUGUUUUUCCGCUUUUCAAUCGUCAUUUUCCUGUAAACAUUGAAGUAGCUAAUGAAACUAACACGUUAGAGAAGUUGUUCAUCGAUCAACAUGAAGAAUCUUCCUCAUGUUCAUCAUCUGAAACCGAUGAAUUGGAACUAAUACCUUCUGGAACGUUCUGCGUGUGGCAGCCAACGGUUAUACCUAACAGUAAAAAGAAUAGUUCUAUUGGAUAUGGAUCUAAACGGUGGAUAAUCCGGUAUUUGCUUCAGCGGAGCAAUAGCGAAGGUAAAGAGGCGGAUGGUUUGAAACAAAAACGGACCUCUGGUGAAGUUUUGAAAGGCGCGGGCUUGUGGAAGGCGCGAAUGAGUGUGCAUGAACGGUUUUAUGUGCAAAGAAGAGCGGAAAAUGAGGCUGGUAAGAGGAAAUCGUAUCUACCGUAUAGGAAGGAUCUGGUAGGGUUGUCGUUUGCGAAUGUGAAUGAAAUGGGGAAAAUGCUUUUGUUUUUGAUAUGA
This is a messenger RNA of Helianthus annuus (common sunflower), 600 nucleotides long. RefSeq lists its product as uncharacterized. The coding region runs from base 1 to 600 and encodes 199 amino acids. The transcript has a single exon. Lineage: Eukaryota; Viridiplantae; Streptophyta; Magnoliopsida; Asterales; Asteraceae. The record is from RefSeq and is a predicted model, not a curated record.